AGAGGCGGUGCUACUGUCAGUUACGUUCUGCAUUCUCUUAAAAAAUCGUCUGUUUCAAGAUUCGUCUGCUAUGUCGAGUAAACGCGGCUGGCGGCCUUAUGUCCGGAACACUGAUUUCAUUGGCACUAUCCAGCAAAGCAAUUGCGUGAAGUUCCACCUUUGCUCGUUAGUAGCCUAAUCUUGUCGGUGAAAGUCGUUUGGUAAGGUUGAUAGACUUCUUACAGUAGGAUACAAUUUGGUAACCCACACCAAAAUAGAUGUAUUAUUAUUCUGCUAUCUCAAGGAUUCCGAUUAACAAAAUUCAGAUUUAGUUUGAGUAAGCAUCUCUGAAGCAUCUCUGAGUCUAUUCAGAACUGCAGGCUAGUCUUCUACUUUCCUGGAGAGACGGAGUGAAAGGGACUUGUUGCGCGGAGUACACGUCCACCGGGACUGCACUGAGCCUUUUAUUUGAGGGGAAAACCUACUAUUAAGUCAAAUAGUGAUUCAAGUUGGUGCGUGUCGGUAAUGUUUUGAUGUCAGAGUCAGAGAAGGAACAUAACCAAUCGUGGGGUUGCUCAGUUAAUUUCAGUGUAGUCUUGCGCCUAAGCGACUUUGGGUAGAAUGGAUGUUAACUUAAUUUGAUAGACUUUAUCUGCAAUUAGGACCUUUUUUAGUAUUUACCCUAUUGGCGGUUCUAACGGAACCACCAGAGGUCAGAUGCGUUUUCGAUUCAUGUUUCGGUAUAUUUCAGGAAAGGCUCAGACUCCACUCAUGCUCAUGUAGCUAAAUGGCAUAUACAGACGGACGAGCAAUUGAAACUUAUUACGAGGCAAAACGUUGAAUUGAUUAACUUAAACUAUUAGCUCAGCCCUUGCAAUGUCUGAGCGAGACUGUCACGGAGACAGUCUGUCCAUCGAUGGAACCCAGGAGUUCGUGCCGCCAAGAGCGUCCAGGGCUGGCAGGAGGAGCGGUGUCAUCCUUCCCAUGGCUGAGCGCUCCAGCCUUGGCCAGGACACCGACACCAUCCUGCUAGAAUCGGUGAAGGCAGCCCCGCGUAGGAGCAGCAUUAUUAAGGAUCCCUCAGUGCAGAAGAUGGGUGGGUGCAGGAAGAAGACCGUGUCCUUCAGCAGCAUGCCCUCUGAGAAGAAGGUGAGCAGUGCGGCAGACUGCCUAGCCUUCAUGCAGGGGGGCUGUGAGCUGAAGAAGGUGCGUCCUAACUCGCGGGUCUACUGUCGCUUCUACACCCUGGACCCGGACCUCAGCUGUCUGCGCUGGGAGCCCUCCAAGAAGGACGGAGACCGCGCCCGCCUCGACAUGGGCACCAUCAAAGAGGUCCGCACUGGCAAGAGUACUGAGACCUUCCUGCACAACGGCCCAGCAGCAGAGCACCUGGCUGAGGAGGCUGCCUUCUCCAUCAUACACGGGGACGACUACCAGUCCCUGGACCUUGUGGCUUUGUCAGCUGACGUGGCCAACAUCUGGGUGACAGGCCUGCGCUACCUGGUGUCCCACCCAUCUGUCAUCGGAGGGGCCAGCGGGGGAGGUUUCGGGACUGGCGACGGGGGGCUGGGCCUGGAAGGCAGCCUUGGCAGCCGGAUGAGGAGUGAAUGGCUGGCAGCAGAGUUUGCCGAGGUGGACGAGGAUGGCUAUGGCAUUGUGGUCGAAGACGUGGCAGUGGCCACCAUCUGUAAGCUGUGCCCGGGCAUCAAGGAGGCCAAGGUUCGUCUGCGGUUCAAGGAGAUCCAGCGCAGCAAGGAGAAGCUGACGUCUCACGUGACGCGGGAGGAGUUCCACGAGGCCUACUGCGAGCUCUGCACACGCCCAGACGUCUACUUCCUGCUGGUCCAGCUGUCUAAAGACCGGGAGUGUCUGGACGCCCAGGACCUGCGUCUGUUCCUGGAGACAGAGCAGGGUCUGUCCUUGGCCACAACUGAGGGCUGCAUGGAGGUCGUCCGGCGCUUCGAGCCCUCAGCCCAGGGCAGGGAGAGAGGCAUGCUGGGCCUGGACGGCUUUGCCCGCUACCUGCAGUCCCCUGAGUGCCAGGUGUUUGACAUGGAGCAUCAGGGGGUGUGCCAGGACAUGACGCUGCCCCUGUUCCACUACUACAUCAGUGCCUCCUACCGCUCCUACCUGCUGGAUGACCAGGUCCACGGAAGGGCGGACCUGGGGGGUCUCACCAAGGCCCUGCAGGCCGGCUGCCGAUGCCUGGAGCUGGGAGUGACCGACGGCCCAGAGGGCGAGCCUCUCCUGGGGGUAGACUACGGUCCCGACGCCCCCCGCCACCAUCACCACCACCAUCACCACCACCACCACCACCACUACACGCCAGUCAGCAUCCGCAGUGCCCUGGAGGUGGUCAACAAGUACGCCUUCCUGACCUCUCCCUACCCCCUGCUACUCUACCUGUGCCAGCGCUGCUCCCCUUCCCAGCAGCGCACCCUGGCACAGCACCUGAGGAAGGUGUUCGGGACCCGUCUCUACACCCCAGAGACCCCGCCCGUCAGCCUGGGAGAGCGCCUCGCCACCCUGCCCUCCCCCGAGCAGCUCAAGGGUCGGGUCCUCCUGGUGGGAAAGAAGCUACCGCCGGAAGAGGACAGCUCAGAGGGGGAGGUGUCCGAAGAGGACGAGGAGAUAGGGGGCGGUGGCCCCCUGGCCGGACGCCGAAUGACCAUCCCCGGAGAAGAGGAGCUGGGCGUGGUCUUGGUGGUGCCGCCACCCCCCCAGCCCAGGAGGCUCCGCCUGUGCAGAGAGCUGUCUGGCCUGGUUAGCGUGGCUCGCACCGGGAGCCGCAGCUUCUACGCCCACCGCAGCGCCUGCAAACAAGCCCAGCAGCACUCCCCGCCCAGCACCCCCACCACCCCGGGCACCCCCCAGCCCCCCGAGCCCCCUUACUGGACGCUGUGCUCCCUGGGGGAGGGAGAGGCGGGGCGGUUGGCCAGUGAGAACCCGGAGGAGCUGGUGGGCUUUACCAAGCGCACCCUGACACGGGUGCGGCCCAGCUCGGUGCGUCUGGACUCCAGUAACCCCAACCCCCAGUGCUACUGGAAGGGCGGGGUGCAACUGGUGGCCCUCAACCAGCAGACCCCCGGCGCCAUGCUGGAUCUCCACAGGGGCCGCUUCACCCAGAACGGCGGCUGCGGCUUUGUGCUCCGUCCGUCUGUCAUGAGGGAUGAGGUGUCCUACUUCAGUGCCCACACCCAGGGCUGCGUUCCAGGUGUGCCCCCUCAGACCCUGCGGGUCAAAGUGAUCAGCGCCCACAACCUGCCCAAGCCCCAGGGCGCCGGCGCCAAAGGCGAGGUCAUCGACCCUUACGUGGUGCUGGAGCUGCACGGCGUUCCUGCAGACUGCGCCGAACAACGGACUCGCACCGCGGCCCAGAACCAGGACGACCCGCUGUUCGACGAAACCUUUGAGUUCCAGGUCAACAUGCCAGAGCUAGCCCUGCUGCGCUUUGUGGUACUGGAUGACGACUACAUCGGAGAUGAUUUCAUUGGCCAAUACAGCGUCGCCUUCGAGUGCCUUCAGACUGGCUACCGCAACGUGCCCCUGCUGGGCCUAGCCGGAGACCUCUUGCCCCACGCCAGUUUGUUCAUCCAUGUGGCGGUGACCAACCGGCGAGGGGGGGGCAAGGCCCAGAGGAGGGGGCUGUCGGUCAGGCGGGGGGUCCGGCGAGGGAGGGAGUAUGUCACUCUCCGGAACACGGGGAUCAAGGUCCUGGACGACACCUUCCGCUCAGCUAGCGCCCCCCUCAGGGAGGCCACGGACCUGCGGGAGGACGGCCAGAGUGCCACUGUCAAUUUCAAGGAGCAGUGUGGGCUCCCUCCGGUGUCCAAGUUGAAGCAGUGCAUCCAGAGCUUGGCCACCCGUCUGCAGAGCCCAGAGGGCCCUCCAGGAGCCACCAUGAUCCUGAGGGAUGGCUACCCCUGUCUAGAGCCACUGGCCAGCCUGGCCGACUCCACACGCAAGCUCCUGACCGCUUACGACACGAUGAUCUCCGCUCAGAAGCAGCUGAUAGAGAACGCGGACACCGUGCAGGAGAGGAUCGCCCAGGUGCAGAGAGAAGGGAUGGAGUUCCACGAGGAGCUGCCUCGGCUGGGGGAGAAGGAGGGCCUGAAGGGACGCAAACAGAGCAAAGCCCUGGAGAGUUUCACAUGGAACAUCACUGUGCUCAAGGGUCAGUGUGACCUGCUGCGCAGUGCCAAGGUAGACUCCCUGGACGCCCUGAGGCAGCUGGCUCUAGCCUGUGAGGCCUGUGGCCUCACCUCCACCUCCUUCUCCUCAGGGGACCACUACGUCCCUCACAGUCUGCCCACCCGCAGGGGCAGCACCCAGGGCAACGGACGCAUCUGAGCCCCCCCACCCCCUCGCACACACCACCAGGGGAAGGGGCAGGAAGGAGUGGAGAGAGAUAAGCUGAGAGGCAUAGAAGGACAGAGAGGCGGAGAACAGAUACAGUAGAGAGAAACAUCGUGAGAACGCGGAGGCUGAGUAACAGUGAAAUGAGAGAUAGAGAAACAUUAGAUAGAAAGAGUGAGUGAGAGAGAGAUGGAGAGAAAGGGGUGGAUUUAUCUAAAACCCUUCUAAAACCCAUUCCUUUAUUCAGUCCAGUGAGACUACCAGUCUAGACUAGAGGCGUGUACCUACACUAAUCUUAAGGCCUUACUAUGUGUGUGUUUCAGGGACUAAUCAGUCCAAUAACAGGCUACAGCAAGAACUCAUGAAUGUUCUCAUAUAAGUAUUAACAAAAUGUCAGGAAGGUGCGCUUGAAUUCGUCUUAAUGUAUUUCUGAUGGACAGAAGUAACAUGAAGCUUUCCUCAAAAAGGAAUCUUGACCAACUGACAUUCUGAUGACUCUGUCAAGCGAUGUGCUGUGAUGUGGUGACAGAAACUUGAAUUUCUCAAAGUCCCACUCUUUCAUGACCAAACCUGAGACAUUUCCAUUGUGACAGCCUCUCUUCCAGUCUAGUGCCCUGAAGGCUCCAGUCACCUAAUGGUCUCUUAGAGAUGACCCCAUACCGUUUCUGCUUGGGGGGGGGGGGGGCCCUAAAGGCCUGACAUUAACACCAGAGGGGGUGGGCCAAGGUGGGGGGGGAGGUGUCACUCAGAGGCUGAGUGACUUGCCUCCAUACUGCUACAGUCCUACAGUACACCCCUGGAUACUCCCUUGCACGCGAAACGUCUAAAAUGUUGAGCUAAAUCCAGUGGUGAAGCUAUCUCCCUCCAGCCCAUCCUCCCCUUUUCCACUUCAUGUUAACUCAUAAAUACUAGAGAGAGGGAACCUGAGAGGAGCUAUAUGUUGGCAGCUACUGGAGCGCCAGCUACAGGGUUCAGGGCAGCUCCGGGUCAACCCUGCAGGGCUCACAUGGCCUGGCCUGAUCAGAUAGCUCAGAUCUGGGGGACUGGGGCAACGCUGAGCCUUGGGCAGGGGAAGGAGGGGCGGAAAGGGGAACCACUUUCAGUGAGUGGUUGGGAAAAGACCUUGAUCAUAUGGUAUUUCGAAUCCUUCCAUAUACGUUGAGAAUUGAUUUGAGCCUUACUGUUGUUAAUGGUUGAGUUCAAUUGGGUUGGUUCAUUUGGGACUACAGUUUUCUAUGGGUGGUGUUCUGCUAGAUGACAGAUUCAAUGUAUUUGAAAGGAUAUAAAAUAAUAUUUGGCUCAUAUUAUGACCCUGACUGAAUUAGUAAUGUUUCUCCAUAGAGUUUAGAAAGCUCUUGUGACUGUAAGUGUAUGGACUGCAAGAAUUUUCCCCUCUGCACAGUUCCCUGAAACUGAGUGGAAUUUUGGUGAACUGUGAGUCAAUCUAAGUUAUACAAAUAUGGUGCAGGUGCUACUUACUCAUUUAUGUGUGCUUGCCCAGUUGUGGUGUUGUACUUCAAUGUAAAAUAUUCCAUUGUAAAUGUAUUUUGUUUAGGAGGUAAAAUGCUUCACACUGUAUAAAUUAGUUUCCUAACUACAACCCAGCAGUCUCCAGUGGAUUUGCUGUGGCCUUUAAAUUGAACACGGUACCAGUUUGGCCUUGUUUGAAUACUAAAUACCCAAACCAGUAUGUGUUAUAUUCAAAUGUUUUCCUGAGAAUGUUGUGGCGGCAAGGCUAAUUUGAAGGUUUGUCUCUGAGAGAGUUUGAAGAAUUCGGUCAUUGCAGUCAAAUGGUUUUGAGUUUUCUACUUGGUGCCCUAGAUUACAGAGACAGUGUUAGGGAAGAUCAGAGAGACCUGCCGGGUUCAACCCAGCCCAGAGCACAGAUAUAAAGACAGGAGAUCAUGGGGAGAAUGGGAAAUAUUCCUCAAGGGCCUGAGUAAGUUGUGAACUACACACGUGUCUAUCAUCACUGCCGUUUACGGUGUGCAUACAAACAUGUUUGUGAUAAGAAUGCUGGAAGAAUCUGACCAAAAAGCAGCUGCAUGCGUAGGGUUGGGCCUCUGAGGUGCUGGGAUUGAAGGGGCUGCAGUUAGACACCUCGUUCCUGUCCUCCCCCUCACAUCACGGUUUUAUCCAUCGCCUGUUGCCUGCUGCACCAUCCCACCUCCACCCACCCGUUCUUUUCUACCUCCGUCUAUCUAUUCCUCCAUCCCUCUCUCGCUCUCCCUGCCCGUUUUGCCCUCAGUAUUUGCAUUGUCUCUGCCUCUCUACUCUCUUUGAUUUGAUCGGAUCUUCCUCGUAUCCAUCUCUCCCUCUCCUCCUCUUUCCUUCCUGUGUUUCUAACUGUGUGUGUGUGUGUGUCAGUGAGGGCGGACAGGAUAUAGCCAACAGUGUGAUGAUGCUCUGCUCCUCUCCUCUCCCGGUCUUCUGGUUCUCUCACUGAGCCCAGGCCCACAUGUUUGAGCCAGAAAGGUGCUACUGUCUGAGUCACGGCUACAGGAGGAGGUGACCUGUGCCUGCCCUCAGUUUGUGUGUGUGUGUGUGUAUGAGAGAGAGAGGUUUGCCAGAGGAGGGUAGGUCUCUGUCUCCACCUGCAGUGCUUCUUAAUUAGCAACCGCAAAUAAAGUGACAGCACACGCGUCUAUUGACUUCUAUUAAUAACCGUCUGACUCACUGUAAGCAUGCCCUAGAAUAUCACACAUCUGUCUUUCUCCUUCUCUCUGUCUCUGUCUCAUUCUCUCCUUCUUUCUCUUCCUCUCCUAAAUCCAUGUACCUUUGUUAAAUAAAACAGGAUCAACUUACCUGUAAAGUGGCCGCUUCUACAUAAUUGAUGAGUAGCUCCAGUUUGAAGCCACCAUAUAAGCUUUCUGCCCUGCUUUACAUGGGUUUCACAAAAACAGGAAGUAGGUCGGGGGAGAGAGGGUAUCGGUGAGGGUUGAGGGACAGGUGAGGUGUGUUAAGGUGAUGGACAGAUGGAGGGAAGGAAGGGGAAGGGCAUGACGUAAUGUAUUGAUGUGAGCCUCAAUGUGUUUAACCCCUGAGGCGCAUCCAUGAAUAAAGCCACAGAGGACUAUUAUGCCUGUGCUGUAAAACAGAAGUGUUGAGAGACCUUUAUAAUCUACUGUUGGCACUCUGGUGAGACACCACAGUGCUUUACUAUCGUAACUCUCUCUAACUAACCCACCCACGUGUCUUAAACGACAGUAGUCAGUCCUCUCAGCCAGACCUGGUGUUACACCAGAACUGGAACAAAUAGAAGUUGAAUUAUUGUCAAAUGUAUUUUAAACAUGUAUUAGCUAACCCUGGGGGCCAUGGUCAGAGUUCAUAGCCCACCAGGCAUGCUUAAUUGAGCACAGAAGAAGUGUUUGAAAGGUUUUUAGGGAUUUCAUAGUCUAACUGAUCCAGGCCUAGGCCCUACCAUUCUAGUCGUGUGUAUUGAUCUCUCUUUUUCUGUUCUCUCCUCCGACUAGUAAAAUCCAUGGAUGUCUGUCUAGCGCUCUUGUCACUGUACUUUGUCUUUGUAAAAAUAUAUAAGAGAGUAUUUAUUGAAAGUGACAAUUGUGUUUUAAAACCAAUACAUAUUAAAUGGACCUUGCUUUUAUUUUGAAAAGCUACUUUGUUUUCUAUCUAAAUAACCAAAUGUAUCCCAGACUAAAUAAAAUAUUUUACUGAUCAUUA
Molecule: messenger RNA, 8016 nt
Organism: Osmerus eperlanus (European smelt)
Lineage: Eukaryota; Metazoa; Chordata; Actinopteri; Osmeriformes; Osmeridae
Gene: plcl1
Product: phospholipase C like 1
Exons: 11
Coding region: 856-4329 (1157 amino acids)
Biological process (GO): phosphatidylinositol-mediated signaling; release of sequestered calcium ion into cytosol; lipid metabolic process
Molecular function (GO): phosphatidylinositol-4,5-bisphosphate phospholipase C activity
Source: RefSeq, a predicted model, not a curated record